Molecule: messenger RNA, 703 nt
Organism: Cloeon dipterum
Lineage: Eukaryota; Metazoa; Arthropoda; Insecta; Ephemeroptera; Baetidae
Product: high affinity copper uptake protein 1-like
Exons: 4
Coding region: 116-601 (161 amino acids)
Biological process (GO): copper ion transmembrane transport
Cellular component (GO): plasma membrane
Molecular function (GO): copper ion transmembrane transporter activity
Source: RefSeq, a predicted model, not a curated record
CGAUCGGUCAGUUCCAUAUAAAAGCUUGAGCAAUGUGGACAGAGACACACAUCGCAGAUUUAGAACCAACCAUUAUAGUAACUUAAAGUGAACUUCGCAGCAACAGCAGUCAAGAAUGGAUGACGAGUGUAGAAUGAUGAUGUAUUUCCAUUUUCGCUACUGCGAAAGGGUGGUCCUCUUUGAAGGAUGGGAGAUCAGAGAUGUUGGAACCCUCAUUGGAUCUAUGAUUGCGUUCAUUGUGAUGGCCUUCUUGCAUGAAUGUAUUCGAUUUUACAGGGAGCAUCUAUACUCAAAAUGCAAAAUGCCACAAUGCAAACCAGAGGAUCCAGACACCAAAUAUGGUACAUCCCAGCAGCCACUCCAUUCCGCUGAGCAAUCUGCAGAGAAAGAGAGACACGCAAUACUUAGCAAGAUUCACUUUCUGCAAACUGGACUUCAUGCAUUGCAGUUAACCCUUAGUUACCUACUGAUGUUAGUAGUCAUGACCUACAACUUCUACCUUGGCAUAUCUGUUUUGAUCGGAGCUGUGAUAGGAUACUACGCUUUUGCAUGGAGACGAUCCAAGUUCAUUUCUGUCGCAGUUGAUGAUUGCUGCCAUUAGAUGGAAUGAGUAUUUGUUAUGAAAACAUCUUAAAUUUGAAAUGAGAUAAUUUGAUAUUGAAUGGAAAAAUCGUCAAGAGUAAAAAUAAUUCUGUGACACUAA